Molecule: messenger RNA, 2313 nt
Organism: Ficedula albicollis (Collared flycatcher)
Lineage: Eukaryota; Metazoa; Chordata; Aves; Passeriformes; Muscicapidae
Gene: NSL1
Product: NSL1, MIS12 kinetochore complex component
Exons: 5
Coding region: 42-707 (221 amino acids)
Biological process (GO): mitotic sister chromatid segregation
Cellular component (GO): MIS12/MIND type complex; kinetochore
Source: RefSeq, a predicted model, not a curated record
CGGCUUGGCCCGGGGUGGCGCGGGGCAGGGCGGUGAGACGGAUGGACCCGUGGAUGGAUUCUCAGGCCGUGCCGUGCCGUGCCUUGCAGAACUUCGAGACAGCGGUGCGGGAGAACGUCACCAUCAACGGGCAGGCCUGGCAGGAGGCCUCGGAGGAGUCCCAGCUGCAGAGCGAUUCCAAUAUUAAAAUCCUGGAGGAUCAAUUUGAUGAAUUAAUAGUAGAGACAGCAACUAGGCGUAAACAGUGGACUAAAAAGAUCCUGGUGCAUGCUAUCCAAGCCAUGAAAGCAGAGCAAGAGAUGUUGAAGCUUUACCAGCCUGUGGUAAAACCAGCAGAGAUAAAACCUCAGCCUUCUCAAGAUGCUUACAUCGCAGAUCUGAAGCAGGCAGCAGAAGUGGCAGCCAAACAGAUCAGCGAAGCAAUGCAGUCUAUUCCAGCACUCAUAGAAAAAGCAGAAGGUUUUUCCCAAGCAUUAACUUUGCAACCAACCUUGGAACUCUGCAAGCUGCGGCAAGAAAUCUUUUCUGGUUGCAAGGCAAAGGAGGAAAAUAAUGUCCAAACUUUAGUACCACCAGGAGAAGUCACACCAACAGGAACUGUUUGCAGUAAAAGUCCCUAUGUUUUGCUGAAAAGAAGAAAAGCUGCAGAUUCCCCCGAGAGAAGGCGCUACCCACUGCGGCGGAGGAAGAUCACUCUCAGUACAUGAAUUUCUCGUUUUGUGUUUUCACAUUGGAAUCUCGGCUGUGCUUUUGUUCCAUGUGUUCCAUCUUUUUUUCUUAGAACUCAUCUCCCCUGAGUGCUAUACAUGGGAGCUUCUUUAAUUAGGCUUUGACCUCUUAAAUGUUUCUACAUUUGCUGUCAUGCUGAUGGUAUAUGAAAGCCUGUGUGUACCAGUAGCAUCCAAUAUCCAGCAAGUAUAUUUGCCAUUUAACUCAUUUUUUGCUCUUAUAUUGCCAUUUUUAGCUUGAGUCCUUGUGCUUAGAGUUCAUGUGCGUGCUUAAUGUAUGUGGGCAGUCUUUUAGGAAACCACUAACUGCUCAUUUACAUUCAGCAUGUCUCUAAAGAGGUUGGAGAAUGUCUAGUUCUUCUAAUGCACUUUCAUUAAUUACUGAGGCAGGUGGCUUUUAUUUUAAUUAAUUAAUUGACACUGCAGAAUAUUGAAAUCACCAGAUUUGAUGCAAUGAGUUUUAAGGAAGUUCGUGUACACAUGUGACAUUAGUCUCUGCUCUUCUACCUUUCCUGAACGUAGGUCAUCUAGGCUUAUUUAUAGUCAUGUUUGUUGAAACUUGGAUUUUUAAUAAUUGUAUGCAUUUACUUGCAGUGUGCUCUUCUGAACAGGAAUUCGACCAUCAAUAUCUUAGGGUCUGAUAUUUAAUUUCAUGUAAUCCAAUUAUGCAGCCUGGGGUUUUCCUGGACAGUAUUUCCACCCAUGAAAGGAUCUUGACUUGGGUUGUGUUUGCAUUUGUGUUGACUAAACUUUAAAGAUCAGUACAGGCUACCAGUAAAUGGUAUUCACUUGAGCUAGCUUACUUUUGUUUUCUUUACUUAUUAGUACCUAGAAGAUUGCAAAUGAGUACUAAAUUGAGCAUUGUGCCUUAACCAUUUAUAACUUUCUCUAGUUUAUGGUUGCAUGUGCCUGCAGUAAAUACUCCUGUCUAGUAUAUAACAUAUUUCUUACACAGUAAAUGGAGAGGGUUUUAGAAGCUUUAUUAAUGACAUGUUUGGUGCUAAGAAGACAGGUCCAACCUGAUGUCUAAGAGACUGAGUAUUCUCAAGAAAACAGAUUUUAGCAGCAUCUAUUUUGCAUAAGUGAGCAUCUGUACUAAGACUUUGUAUAUGUAAUCAUAUGUAAAUAUUUUUCCUAUCCUUGUAUAUACAAAUGUGUGUUUUUAUAUGAAGUAAAUUAAAUCAAUUAAGGAAGAUCAAAGCUUCAGAUAAUAUUGUCAGUUCUAAUCCUGGAAUAGAUGGUGGCUGAGCAGUGAGCGUACUUCAGAGGACAUCUGUGUUGAAUUCUGGCUUGAGUAACUGAAGUAGUUCCAUUUACUGCCUUUGAACUCACAAGUGUUAUUAAUCUCGGGGCUACAAAGCUUCUCAUGUAAGAGAGGACAGGAUGUGAGAGGGCCUGGAGCUGCAGGGCUGUGGAACGUGUGGCUCAGGCAGCUUCUCACACAGCCACUUGCUAUUUUGAGUGCCCGUGCUCUGUGCGGCGUUGCAAAUCCCCACUACGGCUUUCUUCAUACAGAUCCUGGGUGUUGCUAGGCUAAGGUGAGCCCUGCAAGAUGUUGCAUGGCAGAUAUUACAGCAUUUGGCCA